Messenger RNA from Lontra canadensis (Northern American river otter), 1051 nucleotides. Its product is annotated as EF-hand calcium-binding domain-containing protein 1-like. Lineage: Eukaryota; Metazoa; Chordata; Mammalia; Carnivora; Mustelidae. The coding region runs from base 256 to 1011 and encodes 251 amino acids. The record is from RefSeq and is a predicted model, not a curated record. Gene Ontology annotation, molecular function: calcium ion binding. The transcript has 6 exons.
UUUUAUCAUCUUAUUUCUCAGUUGAAACACUUUCAACUGUACAGUUUGUGCUGAGGAAAAAUAAAUGACAGUAAUAUCAAGUACCACUCUAAGUGGUAUUUAGCCCUAAGAAAAAAUAAAUGUUUGAAUUGCUAUAUAUUUCAGAUCACAAUAACAUUAAUAACAUUCCUGCAUUUGUAUUGAGUGGUAACAACCAUUGUUGCAUAUUUUCCAAUCACUUGAGAACCUUCUGUGUUUGGUUGCUGGAAUGUUACCAUGGUCACAUUCUGUUGGGCAGAGAGUAGUGAACUGUGGAACCAGUGGCAAUCCAGGACGCGUAGGCCUGGCUUGGAACUAGGGUAUCUGAGAAUUGUGCAGUGUGUUGAAGCCACACUUGGCAUGGACCAGAAGAAUCUGAAGAAGCUGGUGGAAUCCAUCAGUACUACUGUCAAGAACUUCAAAAAAAGUGAAGUAGAGUGUCUCCUACGACUUUUUCACAGCUUGGUGGAAAGAGCUAAUGUAAGACUUAAUAACUUCGGACUAGACCGUAACGCGUUUCGAGUGAUCCUACACAACAUAUUUGGAAUGACUGAUGAUAUGCUAAUGAACAGGGUAUUUUUUGCAUUUGACAAAGACAAUGAUAACUGCAUAAAUGCGAAAGAGUGGGUUAAAGGAUUAUCAGUGUUUCUUCGAGGGACUUUUGAAGAAAAGCUUAAGUUCUGUUUUGAAGUUUACUAUUUGAAUGGUGAUGGUUACAUUUCUCGAGAAGAGAUAUUUGACAUGUUGAAGAACAGUCUACACCAACAGUCAUCUGAAGAAGAGACUGAUGAGGGAAUAAAAGAGUUGGUAGAUAUAACACUGAAGAAAAUGGAUUAUGACAACGAUGGCAAGAUAUCUUUUGCAGACUUUGAAAAAGCAGUAAAAGAAGAGAGACUUUUGUUGGAGGUGUUUGGACCAUGUUUACCAGAAGCAAAGAAUUGUAUUGAUUUUGAAGCCCUGGCAUUCAGACACAUCCUGACUUCUAGUUUUUGAAUGUGAAUCACUCAAUACUUGUAUUAAAAUCAGAAACAGA